Lagopus muta (rock ptarmigan) is the source of this 6900-nucleotide messenger RNA. RefSeq names its product solute carrier family 26 member 8 (gene SLC26A8). The transcript is spliced from 18 exons. NCBI's taxonomy places the organism in Eukaryota, Metazoa, Chordata, Aves, Galliformes, Phasianidae. The record is from RefSeq and is a predicted model, not a curated record. Gene Ontology annotation, cellular component: membrane. The coding region runs from base 1657 to 4359 and encodes 900 amino acids. Gene Ontology annotation, molecular function: chloride transmembrane transporter activity; oxalate transmembrane transporter activity; bicarbonate transmembrane transporter activity. Gene Ontology annotation, biological process: transmembrane transport.
GAGUCCAAAGAGAAAUGUGGACUGAGGAACACGUACAAGCAUUCUUGGAAAGAAACCUACCUUCCACCUUUGGUGGAGAGCCACAAAUCGCUGAAAAGAAGACACAGCUACGUUGCAGGUGAGCUGUAUGCUGGGAAUUUGACAGGUGUAAAAAAAAAACACAAACUAAGGAGGCUCUUCCAGCCCAAAUCUGGAAAGAUGCUAAUAUCUUCCUGCAGCUUGUAAUUAAAGUGCUGAAUUGUAUUGAUUGAUAACUGAAGCAGAACAACCAGUUGGAGAAACUUGCAGUGAAGUAUACAAGAACAGCACUCCACUAGCCCCCAGUUUAGCAAUCUGUAGGAGUGUUUGUUCACUUCAAGAUAGUGUGAGGGAUAUAUACAUUUUAAGGAGAAGUUGUUAAUAUUUGCAGCCCCUCCAGUGCUUCCCUCAGUCCAGCUGUCAGACACAAGCUUUCACUUGCAUUUUUUCUGAUUUCUGCCUUUUGUUACUUGUGUUUCUUAAAUUUCAAGAGCUGUUUUCUGUUCCUUCUUAGCUGGGGACAUGGAAGGUUGCAUAAUGGUAUGGAUAAGAUUGGCUGAAUUGCUUUUGCAUUAUUUUGGAGCUAUGUUCUGCAUUCUCUGAGGAGAAUGGGUGAUGCAAAUAGUACUGCCUAUACAGUAUUAAUGUUUCCACAGCCUGAUUUUCCCAUCUGCCAAAAUUCUCUUUUGGGCAUUAUCCUAGGGACAGAAGCAUAUCUUCUGCCAGAGGAGCCCUGCAGGCUCAGUAGAAGGCAGUCUUUGUUGAUGACUUAGGAAAAUUCCUGGUGUUCUUCCAGCAAGGGAAAUAUCAUCAAAAAUAUGAAUCCCUUUCAUCAGCUUCCCUUUUAGUUUUGUUUGACCAUGAAUGCUUUUGGUUUUCCAAAUGAAUCUCUUUGGACGUGGAGUGGACUGCCAGUGGUUAUGGCUGAGCCUACACUACAAAGUCCUCAUAAGAAAAGUAAAUUAAAAAAUCUGAUUCAUCAUUUCUCUAAGCUUUGUUUCAGCAUGUAUUCUGAAGGUAUACUGAAACUCAGACUGUUAUUUUGGGACAGUGAUAUGCCUUGAGACUCAAGUCUAGCUAUGGGUGAGGUUCCACAAGGUGUGGUGAACUAAUCUAACAGCUUGCUGCUGCCAAAUGGGACAGGACACAGAAGGAAAAGCAGCACAGAAGAGCCAGACCUCUCUCUUUUGUGUAACUAGCUCUUAACACCAGCUCAGCAAUGAGUGUGACUACAGCCUAAAACCAUGGAUCCUGUUUUACUGGCACUGUUGCAAAGGAAUUUCCUGGUAAUAAGUGAAGGCAAGUGGAGCUAGAGUUUGAGUUACUACUGUGCGUUCUAGUUUUUCAUUUCACUUUGAAGACUCAUUGUUGAUUAAUUUCUGCAAUUGUGAGAUCCUUUGGACAUUAAUACAGCAAACAUUUGACUGCUUUUUUCGGAGAUGCGAUAGGCUUGUCUCUUUUUUUUUUUUUUUUUUUUUUUUUUUUUGCCCUCCAGAUGUAGCAGCUGUAUGUUUUUCUUCUAGAUUAGGAUAGCAGGUAUGAAAAUGCUGUCUCCUGAUUUUCUGCAGUGUGUUAAUGAGGUCAAGUAAUUGAUGCAUUCAGUGCUGCGUGCUCUGGUGCUGACAGGGUAUCAUAUGAAUGGCAUACAAAGUAUUCGCGAUUCAUCUGAAAGGAAUGCAAAGGCACAGGGGUGCCUGUAUGGGACUCGUGUUGUGCACCAGCUGGAUCUGCAGAAGGCAAAGCAGGUUCAGAGUAUUCAGUGCCUGCAGAGAUCUGAGAGUAGCAAUGUGGCUUCUAUUCCUGCAGAGUAUGAGGUCAUGCAAGAGGGCUGCAGACAUGGUUGUCAUGAAGAACUUUACACACAGCUUAUCUUAUCUGAUUCUUUUCAGGUUCUCCUGGGAAAGUUUCAAAAAGAUUAUAUACAAGAGGUUCCCUAUCCUGAGUUGGCUUUUUUCCUAUCAGUUCAGAGAGUGGAUCUUGAAGGACCUCCAUGCAGGCCUAAAUGUUGGGUUGGUUCAGGUUCCUCAAGAUUUUUGCUUUCUAGGGCUGUUAGGAGUUUGGCUGGCUGGCUUACCUCUACCAACAAUCAAUGGCUUCCUUUCUGCAUUCUGCUGCUCAGUGCUGUACGUUGUAUUUGGAAGUUCACAUCACAUCUCAAUUGGCUCAUUCAGCAUCCUAAAUCUAGUGGUGAAAAAUAUUCUCAAGUCCCUUGAUCUCAACAAAACGUUGUCCUUUAACAGUUCACUGGUCAAUUUUUCAGACCCUACACUUUUGAAAGGUUACGUGGAGACCUUGGCACUCACUGCGUCAGUGACAUUUAUGACUGGCAUAAUUCAGUUACUGCUAGGCUGCUUCUGCCUGAAGUCUGUAACAGCAUACUUGCCAAAGGCUCUCAUUGAUGCUUACCUCUCUGCAGCAGCAUUGCUUGUCAUUGUAUCACAGUUCACUUUUAUCUUUGACAUUGUGCUUGACAUCCAUAAGGGCUCUCGAGACAUUUUUUAUAAUGCGUUCUAUUAUUUCCUGGCUCUCCCAAAGUCUAAUGCCACCAGCAUACUGCUAUUUUUGCUUAGCAUGGCCAUGCUACAAAUCAGUAAAGCUAUCCGGAUAACUUAUCUUCAUAGUCCUGUUGCAUUUCCAAUGGAGCUUCUCUUGAUCAUCACAGCUACCAUUAUUGCCAAUUGUAUUCAUCUUCACGCUGAAUCUAGCAGUGCUGUGCUCAGUAUGAUUCCUCAGAGGUUUCUACCUCCUACACUGCCAGAUUUAUCAAACCUGAGCAAGAUCAUCUUGCAUGCUUUCUCCCUUGCUAUUGUAAGCUGCUUCCUUCUUGUUUUCAUUGGAGAGAAGUAUGCUUUGCUUCAUAACUACAGCAUUUCCAGCAGUCAGGAACUAAUAGCUGUGGGGCUUUGCAAUAUUUGCAGUUCGUUUUUCAGAAGCUUUGCUGUCAGCUGUGCUAUUUCUGGAACUGUCAUCCAAGAGAAGGCGGGUGGAAGAACCCAGAUAGCAGCACUGAUGGGAGCAUCUAUAAUGCUGGUGAUUGCAUUGAAACUAGGACACUUUUUCCAGAUGAUACCUAAUAGCGUGCUGGCUGCUAUUGUAGUAUUUAACAUGCUACCUUUUCUUGAAAAACUUCUGGACAUUCCUACCCUGUGGAGAAAGGAUAAGUAUCAUUUAGCUAUUUGGCUUGGAACUUUUGCUGCAGUGCUUUGUCUUGGUCUUGAUAUUGGUUUACUGAUCGCCCUGGCAAUUGCAUUCUUCAUAAUCAGCAUCAGGACACACAGAAUGAAGAUGGUGGAGCUGGGACAGAUUCCAAACACGAAUAUUUAUAGAAGUUUAUCCAUCUGCAGAGCCGCAAUGGAGAUUGAUGGUGUCAAAAUCUUUCAGUGCUGUUCUUCCAUUUCUUUUGCAAAUAUGAAUAGCUUCAAAAAUUACUUGUUACACAAGAUGGACAUGAAAACAGUGCCUCUAAAUCCAAAUGAAAUUAGAGCCUUAGUUUCAGCUAAUCUGUCUGACAUUUCAGUGGAAAGCAAAGAUUUUAAAUGCUCUUGUGUCUGUGAUCCACCCUUACCACCACCUCGGAUACCAUAUACAGAGAAACUGGUGAAGUCAUAUCAUGUAGACAGUAAUUCCACGUCAUCUUCAGUUAACUUGGUACGUUGGUCAGAGUACGGAGUUAGACAGAACUGUGGGAUGCUCUUGCUGGGAGCAGCUAAUGCGCAGUCUGCGUCUCCAGGCAUUAAAACACAACUUCAGGCUGGAAAAAAUGAGGACGAAGGGAAACAAGCUGGUGUUUCACCGAGCUCUGCAGUAGGUAAUACCUCAGCACAAUUAGAUCAGGAAGAACAGCCAGUACAUUUGCCAAGUCCGGUUCACACCAUUAUUUUGGACUUCAGUAUGGUCCAGUUUGUGGAUUUGCAAGGUUCAGACUUACUACGACAGAUCUUCCAUAUGUUUUUCAAUAUCGGCAUUACAGUCCUUAUAGCUGGCUGCCAUUCCUCUGUGAUAGCAGCCUUUGAGAAGAACGAGUUCUUUGACAGCUGUGUCACCAAAGAAAUGUUCUUUCUAACUCUUCACGAUGCUCUGCUGGCUGCUUUGGCGAGGCAUCAAAAGCCAGAUGAGAUAGAACUUACUGCAGAAGAGCAUGCUGAAAAGCUACAAGCUGAAGAUGAGAUGGAAAUAAAUUUGCUUAUGGAGAAGAAUGGAGGCUUCUUCUCUGCAAGGAAGCCUAACAGCAAACUCCUGCGUGAAGAGCCAAUAUCAGAUAACUCAUACUCAGCCCAGAAUGCAGCAGAGUCAAGCUCUCACCUGCAGUUUGAAACUCUGUCCCUUCAACUGAAUUUCUAGGACCUCGCAUGGGACAAGGAAUGGAAGCAUAACAGCAACAUGUGGAUUACAACUAUUGGGGAAUUGGGAUUUCAGUAGAAGGAAGAAAGGUACAGUUAAGCAGCAGUUGUGGUCAUUCUUAUCAGUAUUUGAUGCUCUUUUUUUUUUUCUCCUGUUUUUAUAUUUAGACAGCUUGACUAAUGCCUACAGUAAUUCUGUGGUUCUUAUCAAAAAGGAACACCUAGAUAAUUAUUUUCAAGUAGAUGGGAUACUCUCAGCAAUGUACAAGAGAAUUCCUAGUUUUGGUGAAUUCUAGCAAAUGAUUUGUGCAUCUUUUCUGAAAUUCUUUAGAAGUUGGUUUAAAUGCUUCAGCUGAGCACUUUUUAUGUAUUUAUUUAUUUAUUAUUUAUUAUUAUUUAUUAUAUGUAUGUAUUGGUAGUAAGUAAAACUCAUCUGCCAUAUCUGAAUCGAUUACAUGCAGGCAGAUUCAUUAUCUUCAGAGUGUGUAGAGUGAUGUGAGCUUCAAAGGAAAGCAUUUUCUUAUUGCUGCUCAACAAGUUGCUGAAGUUGAUAUUGUCAGCACUAACAUAACAUGAGUAUUUCUUCUGUUUACCAGAUUUACCAGAACAAAAUCCCAGUAAACAAAAAAUUUAAUUACAUUUUCUUUGCAGUCUCUUACUGAAAUGGUAAAGAACGGAGGAAUGUAUUUAUUUUGUUCUGAAGAGCCAGAAAAAAAUUGUAGACUAAGAUAUAGGUAACGCUUAGGGAAAAAAAAAUCAGCUUGCUCAUAUUUUCUGCAUCAGCCUAAGCUAGGGUUGUACUGACAGCAGCGGUGUUCAACUACAUCAGCAAUGUAUGUCACAGGACUCUGCCAUGCCCUUAUUUGUUCCAUGGCACAGACUGCCCUUGUGGAGAGUCACAGGUAAAACUAAUUUUACAUGAGGGGACAGCAUUUGUCUGUAAAGCUGCAGUUCUGUAUGUGUGAUCUACAGUGGUAAAGGAUUUUGGUGAGUUGUGCCAAGUUACUUAGUGUGGAGGAAACUGAGUGCUGGAGCCCUCAUAUCGUUUGGAUUGAAAGAUAGGAAAACUGAAAGCUCAAAUGGUAUCGAGUAAUUUUCAAACCACAUAUGCUUCCCUGCAUUGUUUUGGACAGUGGCUUCAUGCCAAGCUCCUCUCAGCUCUGUUCAAAACAGAGUAGCACAAAACCCAUGAAAAUCAUAGUCCUCAUUUCCAGAUUCUGUUGGCUCUGCUAUGGCAGCCUUGAUUUAAGGUGAAAUGGCAUUCGUAGCUGUUGGCACUAUGGAAAGUCUCCACUACAAACCAAAGACUUGAGUUUUUUGUUGGCUUACUGGGCAGAGUUCAGUGUUUUUCCUUCCUACCAUGUGACUGCAGAGUGGAACACCAGGGGACAGCUUGGACGUCAGCAUAUUAGUUUUCAAAUUAUGAGCAUUGUUGUUGCAAAACAAAUACUUUGCUGACAGGAAGUUCAGACAAACCUGAUCAUUUUCCUAUACAGCUGUACAGUGCCUCAGCUCCUGCAUGCAUACAGAAUGCUUCUGUGAUUCACCAAGCACAAAUCCGUGGACACAGGCAGUGAAGUGGCAGAGCACGUACUUUAUGGCUGAGGACUCCACCUGUGCCUCUGAAGUCAGAGUUCAAAGGCCUGCCUGCAGUAGUGUGUUUGGAGGCAGUUUGAUGUUCUCGCCUGAUCUAGUUGCAACAAAUGCAGCUGUUUUGUGCAGACAGCAUCUUUUUAAUGCCCUUCUGAACCAGUACAAACCCAUGACAUUUUCCUAGGAGGGCAUGCUGCAGAGUCCCAGGCAGCUUUCUCACUGCGCUGAAUUAGAGGGUGCUGAUCCCAGAACAUCACCACGCAAAAUGCAAAGUGUGUGCAGCCUGCCGGCCCUGCCUGUUGGCAUUUUAUUGACAUACUGCUUUGGUACACACAUGGCUGCAGAAAACAGAAGGUGGUAGAGAAACCUCAGGAGCUGCACAGAGUGUGGCAGGAGCAGUUCUUAGGCAACAGGCUGCAGUGUGUCACACUGCGGAAGCUAUGAGGAAGGACCAGGUAAACUGGUUGUGUAUGGGCAUAGUUUGGUGGCAUUCGUUCUGCUUUAAAAAUGAAUGCCAGGCUGGCUGUGGGAAGUUGACUGUAGUUGGGCCUAGAGCUGGCUCAGAACCCCUCUGUGGGCCAAAUUCACUGAAGUGUGAUGUGCAGCAUUGGCUACAGGAGGUGUGAACGUGCACUAAUAGGACCAGCUGCAGGAGUCCCAGUGCUAAUACAGGACAAUAGAUCCCACAAAAGGAACAGGCAGCCAAUAUACUGAACUCGAAGUGGUGUUUGUCGUCUGUUUAUACUGUGUUUAUACUCCUUUGAGGAAAGAACUUUCUUAUAUGGUUGCUGUUGGAUGUGAGCAGCGUGCUCCAUCAUGCUUGAAGUCUCCAGCUCAGUGCUACUUCUAGCACAGCGGUUGUGGAAGGCUGAAAUCGGGGACUGCGUGUAUCCUUCUCCGUGUCACAUUAUUGCCAUAUUUUGUACUAUCGCAUCUCACUUAGAACUCU